This is a messenger RNA of Effrenium voratum, 975 nucleotides long. The record is from the annotation of a GenBank genome assembly. Lineage: Eukaryota; Dinophyceae; Suessiales; Symbiodiniaceae.
GACGACACAUGCAGAGGCACCAAAUGGACUCCCGGCGCCAUUGGCCUCAUCACCAGAUCAGUGGUUGUGGCGUUGCAGGUCCUGGGCCCGAAGUACUUGGAGGGGUCCAAGAAAGUCAAGAAGCGCCAGAUCCAGCGGACGAUCGAUUUGAUCCGCAGUCUUGGCAAGACUUCCGCAGAAAAGCGGGCCAUCGAAGGCUGCGGCCUUCCGGCUGGGAAACCUUUGGGCGACCCGCCGCUGACUGCCGAGGAGCUAGUCGACAACGCGAUCAAAUGGAGCCAGCGCUGCCGGAAUCAGGCCCUUCGUAACGAAGCCUUGCCAGAGGGCACUCCGGAGUCGGAAGCGGAGUACAUGCAAGCGCGGCUCGCACGAUAUCGUGCGUUCGGCCUUGCAUGGAGCUUUGUCUUUCAGACGACGGAGCGGAUCGGUACAGUCCUGAACCGAACCCUGCACUGGGACGAAGACGCUGAGGCGUACUUCUUCGUGGCGGCUGGCGUGAGCCCCGUGAAAACAGAGAAGGCGAAGCGGCUGAGCCGCGGGUACUUCGUCAGUCGCAAGUUCCUCUCUAAAAAGUGGAGCGCCGAAUUCAGUGCAUGGAUGGAGACUGACUGGCCCAUUCUUGUGUCAUACUACAAGUUGCCGGCUAAAGGCCCCACUUUCAAACCUCCGGCGCGCCCCGGUUGUGCCCCUUUCCUCCCAAUCCCGUACGACACCUUCCGAAAAGGAAUUCGGAUGGUAUGCAGAGCCUGCUCCACGGUUGUCAGGGGAGCAGCAGAGGGGUACUUGAUCGUUGACCCCGAGAUCACCGGGCGGCUCCACCAGGUGCGAACGCUGCAGAGGUUCGUCGGGCACGACGAAAAGACGUCGUUGAAACACUAUCAUGUGUUGGGGAGCCGCGCCCUGUCUUCGAAGUUGCAGAAGCUCAGCGACAAAGCAUCGAAGAAGACCAAAACGGCAAAGAAGGCUAAGAAAUAG